Molecule: messenger RNA, 1916 nt
Organism: Pleuronectes platessa (European plaice)
Lineage: Eukaryota; Metazoa; Chordata; Actinopteri; Pleuronectiformes; Pleuronectidae
Gene: polr3g
Product: polymerase (RNA) III (DNA directed) polypeptide G
Exons: 8
Coding region: 454-1101 (215 amino acids)
Biological process (GO): transcription by RNA polymerase III
Cellular component (GO): RNA polymerase III complex
Source: RefSeq, a predicted model, not a curated record
GAUGUCCGCCGGCACGCCCUUGUGUAAGGAGAACGCGCCGAUUGGGCGAACUGGCGGGAGACGUCAUCGCAAACCGCGCUACUAUUGGUCGUAAAAGACACCACGCCUGUCUGUCGUCACGCGCGGGGCGGGGUCGUUUAAAGCCACAUUUCCACACGCGCUGAGUGUGCAGAGUGUGAUCCCCACGCCGGUGUUAGCAAACAGCAGCUCCUCAGUAGAUCUAGCCUUAAACAUAGUGAUCUGACGAGUCGUUGAAGGUGCAGAGCAACUGACAACACUCAGCCACUGACUCUCACACGUAAAGUGAAAGCAUGGAAGCUCGCCAGAGGCUAAAAGCCGCUGAGUGGAUCUGAAAGCACAUGGACUUUUAGGAGCUCCCAUCUCAUCUAGUGCAGUUUGUCACUAAACGCUCCCCUAGUGAGUAUCCACAUCUUCCUCAGGUGACGAGCAGACAUGGCCGGCAGGGGUCGAGGAGCCGCUGCCUUCAGCUUCAACCUCGAGUCUCUGGGCAUCGGCAGGGGCAGCAUGCCAGAGGCCAGGGUGGGGCCAACGCCACUGUUUCCAAACACAGAGUUUAAACCAGUGCCGCUGAAAGUCAGUGAAGAGGAGGACUACAUGUUGGCCCUGAAGCAGGAGAUGAGGGGAACAAUGCAGCGGCUGCCGCACAACAUCAAGCCUCUGUGCAAUAAAGCAGAAGUGGAGCGAUACACGGAGCGAUACCUGAAGAAGAGCAAGGUGGUGGAUGAAGAGUGGAUUCCAGACUGGAACCUAUUCCCCAAAGAACUGAUGCCCCAGAAGAAAAAACCCCGGGCUAAAGCAGUUGCGAAGAAAACAACGAAGGUGUCAAGCAAAGACUCAGCGGACAUGAUGACUAAAUUAGAUGAACUGGCAAAGAAAGACGACGGGAACGCAGAAAAAUCUGACGACGAGAAUGAGAAGGAGAAGAAGAAGAAUGAGGAUGAGGAGGAGGAAAUUGAGGCGGAAGAAUACGAUGAAGAGGAUGUUGAAGAGGAAAACGACUACAUAGAUAACUAUUUUGACAACGGUGAAGACUUUGCUGCAGCCAGUGACGACAAUAUGGAUACUGAAGCGACAUACUGAGACCACAAGACCUCACAAACCAAGCAAGUGUUCAACUGCUGGAGCAAAUGAUCACUGUGAUUAUUCCUAUUGGUUGCAUAUUGUAGAUAAGUUGAAAUUGCUAUUCAGCAGAGUGAUCGUUUAGUUUGCAGUAGUUUUCUUUGUGUGUGUGUGUGUGUGUGUGUGUGAGUUUUGAGAAGCAAUGUUUCCUAAAUGACUUCUCUAAAUGAAAGAUGCCAAACUAUGUGCAUACUGGCAAUAAUUUAUUCAAAAUAGAUUUAUUUAUUAUCCAGCCUGUAGCAGUCUUCCACAGGCUGAAAGGCACAUACUGUCAACAACACAAACUGCUUUGUCAUAAAAUAUGAACACGGUGAUGAAAUAAAAGGGCUAUAUAACAAAGUCUGAAAUUACAUAAUUACAAGUUUGAGUCAUUGUGGGAAUACUGUGCAUAUCCCCAUUUUCUUCACCAUGCUCUUAACAGUUUUUAAUAAAUUUGUUUUCAACAAAACACAGUUCUCUCCGGGGAACUCCCAAUACUGAUAGGGAAAUAAAUUAAUUCUGUAUUGAGUGUAAAGGAGGCAACAUUCAUAUUUUUGCAACCAAAGGUGUUGAGAAAUGUUUUACAUGGAAACAAAUACAGUUGGACCAAUCUGAGUUAUUUUGUGGAUUUGGAGUUAAAUAAAAUCCACAGCUUUGGUCACUGAUUCGUCACUGUGGAAACGGUUGAGGGCUCUUCUGUCUUUGUGUGGAGUUUCCUGAAAAUGCAGCAGCCCAGAUGACAAAAACAUCACGGGUUCUCCUGGCUUUGCUGAUGACACAAACUCUGAGACUCAACA